AUGUCAACAAUAGGUUCUACAACACUUCAAAGAACAACAGCACCAAACUCGUUAGUCAUGAAUCCAACAUCUAUGUUAGUAGAGAUGAAAAGCUUCAUUCCUUCUUCAUAUACUUUUGAAACAGAAAUCCAGAAGAUAAAGCAAGAACUUUUAACAUGUAAUUUAGACUGUAGUGCGAAAGAUGAAACAAAUGAAGAAUAUCUUUAUGAAAUGCAGGACCUCAUCGACCAUUUACCCAAAUUGCCUGAAAUUCAGCAACAAAAACUAACUAUUCCUGAAUUCGACGAAAUAGAAGUCAAAGCAACUGACUCAGUAGAAAUAAAGAAGUUCAUACGAAAGGUAAACUAUGAGUUUCUAGGAUUUCAUUGCAACCAUAAGGUUAUGGACAAAGAUUGCGACAUAGUAUAUAAGAAUGUUUCUGACAUAUAUAAAUCGGGGGAGUUUAAGACCUACGACAACUUUGUUUCGUUAGUUGCUGAAUGUGUAUGGCAGAUAAGAGAUAAAGAUAGAAGAUGUAAAGUAUGGAACAAACAGAUAAAACCAGCAACUUUUGAGAUGAAGAGAGCAAUUGACGCUUUAGUUGUUUUAGCAGGUAAGGUUUCAGAAUAUAACGCAAAAAUGAACCCGCAAUGUUCUAAAUGUAAAGCAGCAAUGAGGAAAUAUAACUACUCCGUCAAAGAGAUAGAAAGAAUGAGAAACGACUAUGCAGACUUAAAGAAAGAAGCAGAGAAGCCGGUAGAAAAAUAA
Messenger RNA from Trichomonas vaginalis G3, 747 nucleotides. RefSeq names its product organellar and viral DNA polymerase type B. The coding region runs from base 1 to 747 and encodes 248 amino acids. NCBI's taxonomy places the organism in Eukaryota, Parabasalia, Trichomonadida, Trichomonadidae. The record is from RefSeq and is a predicted model, not a curated record. The transcript has a single exon.